AUGCGGUCCAUACUCAACACUUCAGUCCCAACACAGCGGCCAGUGUUGUCCACCUCGGCCUCGGAGCCUUUGAUACCGAUCAGCAGGGACUCUCUAUACCCGCGAUGUCGACCGGCGUUUAUCUGCAGCUUCUGCCACCAGGCGCACCGGUCCCCAGCGCACGUCGUCGGCGAGUCUGCGCGCCUCACGUGCGAGGGCUGCUACCGGGCCCUGAUAGACCUCGCCGUGUGCUGGAAGUGCGGUGAGCUGGUGUACCGGGGCGAUGCCUGCGUCAGCCUCGGAUGGUGCUUCUGGCACCGUGUCUGCUUUGGAUGUCUGUUCUGUGGUGGGAAGACGAGCUUGCAAGAGGCGUGGGGAGGAGAUGUUUGGAAAGAUGACUGGUGGGAAGAGACUGGCGGUAGCAGAGGUGCUGCGGUCGAGCUGAACGAGAUCCCGCUGUGUCAAUACUGUCUCCUGAAAAUCGCGGGGGAUGGUGCCGAUGAGGAUGAGAUCGUUCGCUUGGCAUUGGAUUCGGCCCGCAAGGGGGAUGUAGAACUGAUUCGGGCAAGGUAUCAGAAGAACAAGCAGGCGACUUUGGGGUCCCAUGCAGUCAUGCCCGAAGCCCAGGAUGAGCCAUAUGAUCGGCCUGCAUCACCCAAGGAAGUGGCUGUUAAGGUCAACACUACAUACCCUGAUCAUAUCAAGAAGGAUAGGGCAACUAACAUGACCAAAGAGGGCGGCAAGAACACCGACAAUAUGUCUUUAAGCACCAUUUAUGUCUCCAUGUCAGAUCCUCUGAAUGGGCCAAGUUUCAAGCCAAGUCCUACCAAGUCUAUUCCACUCCAAAUGCAACCGUUUGCCCGACAUGUUAGCUUGGAUGAUGGAAUUCCACCAAGGAAACAAUCUUCCUGUCAAAAACAUGCCGUCUCUUCCCCGGUGACACGAUCAGCAUCAGUAGUCUCACCGACUGCGUAUAAUAUAUACAGGGCAAUGGGCACUGACAAGCUGCCAAGUUGCUCAAGCCAGGAUACUCUAAAACGCACGAGUUUGACAUCUUCAUGUGUCACGGACACCCCAAUGCCUCAAAUCCGACGGCAAAGGUACUCCUACGUCAGCAACGAGCCAAACCUGCGACCCUCGCUGCAUAGUCAGAGCUGGCGGCACAUGCAGCGAAGACAUGUAUCAUUCCAAGGUUUCUCGGCCGACCAAGAACCUCGACCGCCAACUCGGAUGGACACGCCUCCAGGCCCAGUAAUCCCAGAAGGGAGUACAUGCGCACCAGAGUACGAGACGCAUGUACCGUUGUCUAUCGAUGGUCAUGAUCCCUUGGGUACAGACGUUUCUACCACGCGUACAACAAAGAACAAAGUCACUCAAGUGGCUCACGAGCAACCGCCUGUUCCUCCCACCAUCUCCAAAACGAAGCACUCUGUAUCCGAUGAUAGACGACAGAGCCAAUCCCGGAUCCCCUUGCCUGCAAGUGACCAGUCUUCCAAGUUGCUUGACCGGUCCAGGCCGUCGUGUCAGCUCAAAAGUCUACGGUCUUGA
Molecule: messenger RNA, 1527 nt
Organism: Pyricularia grisea
Lineage: Eukaryota; Fungi; Ascomycota; Sordariomycetes; Magnaporthales; Pyriculariaceae
Exons: 2
Coding region: 1-1527 (508 amino acids)
Molecular function (GO): zinc ion binding
Source: RefSeq, a predicted model, not a curated record